AUGGUUCAACAACGCGCCUCCGUCCUCAAAUUCAGCAUGCUCAUCAAACGCCGCCAGGACAUGAGCGAAGAAGAGUUCCACAAGUACUGGACGGAAAUCCACGCUCCCAUCGUCGAGAAAUGGCUCGCGAAGCAUGGGGUUAUUCGAUACGUUCAGUACCACACCCCGACCCAAACGAAAACGCAAUCCACCGAAGUCUGGACGGGACUCGGCGGAUCGAAUGUGCUGCAGUUUGAUGGACAUGUGGAGCUCACGGUGCCGAAUGUGGAAUGUCUGAAGAAGGCCCUUGAGGAUCCCUAUUAUGAAAGCGACGUGUUGCCGGAUGAGGGCAAAUUCAUCGAUGCGGCGAAUUCGUACAGGACAUGUGGGUGGGAGGAGGUGAAGAUUGAGGUGGGGAAUGUGGUCAGGGGGACGCAGUGA
Zasmidium cellare ATCC 36951 is the source of this 420-nucleotide messenger RNA. RefSeq lists its product as uncharacterized. The record is from RefSeq and is a predicted model, not a curated record. NCBI's taxonomy places the organism in Eukaryota, Fungi, Ascomycota, Dothideomycetes, Mycosphaerellales, Mycosphaerellaceae. The transcript is spliced from 2 exons. Gene Ontology annotation, molecular function: oxidoreductase activity. The coding region runs from base 1 to 420 and encodes 139 amino acids.